AUGGCGACGCUGACAACACUCGAUUCGGACAACGCUGAAUCAUUUAGCAGCGCUCCGUUGUUCCGUGCUCCAGUGUCGAAUUGCGCCAAAUCAAUUAUCGAUCGAAAACUACGAAAAUUUGCGUCAGAGACGUCAUUUGCCACCGAAACAGCCAGUGAAAGCAGUGUCGAACGAGAAGUUUCCGGUAGGACUCGAGUUUUCACAGUACGUAGUGUCACGCGUCGUGUGAUGGUACAACGAGGACGUCAUGACUCCGACGGUAGCGGAUGUUCGGAGGCCACUGUCGCAAGUGGUUCGGCAACACCGAGACGAAUUUUUCGACGACCAAAGAGUCACAGUGAGUUACACACCAGCUGUACCAGCGCCACAAUUCAUUCACUGGAAAGCGCGGCAGUGGCGAUAGUAAACGACGGUCGACGUGCAAGUCAUGCUUACGUGAUAGAUGACGACAGCAUUCACGAGUUUGAAGAUGACGAUGGUAAGGAUAUCUUUUUACUGGUCUUUCCAUUUUCAAACUCGACGUUUCAUUCUUUCAACUUUUGCUAUUUUUUUGUUUUACUGUCCAGAAUGAGCGACGUAUCCGUGCUGAAAUUUAUUGCUUAA
This is a messenger RNA of Angiostrongylus costaricensis, 603 nucleotides long. The record is from the annotation of a GenBank genome assembly. NCBI's taxonomy places the organism in Eukaryota, Metazoa, Nematoda, Chromadorea, Rhabditida, Metastrongylidae.